Aureococcus anophagefferens is the source of this 372-nucleotide messenger RNA. RefSeq lists its product as hypothetical. The transcript has a single exon. Gene Ontology annotation, cellular component: cytosolic large ribosomal subunit; ribosome. Bases 1 to 372 code for a protein of 123 amino acids. The record is from RefSeq and is a predicted model, not a curated record. Gene Ontology annotation, biological process: translation; maturation of LSU-rRNA from tricistronic rRNA transcript (SSU-rRNA, 5.8S rRNA, LSU-rRNA). NCBI's taxonomy places the organism in Eukaryota, Pelagophyceae, Pelagomonadales, Pelagomonadaceae. Gene Ontology annotation, molecular function: structural constituent of ribosome; mRNA binding.
AUGGUCCGCGUCAAGGCCUACGAGCUGCGGACGAAGAACAAGGGCGAGCUGCUCAAGCAGCUCGAGGAGCUAAAAAACGAGCUCGCGCAGCUCCGCGUCGCCAAGGUCACGGGCGGCGCCGCGUCCAAGCUCGCGAAGAUCGGCUCCGUGCGCAAGUCCAUCGCGCGCGUGCUCACGGUCUACAACCAGACGCAGAAGGGCAAGCUCCGCGAGGUCUACGCCGGCAAGAAGUUCGUGCCCAAGGACCUCCGCGCGAAGAAGACGCGCGCGCUCCGACGGGCGCUCACGGCCGACGAGAAGUCCAAGAAGACGCUCAAGCAGGCCAAGAAGGACGCCAACUUCCCCGCGCGCAAGUUCGCCGUCGUCGCGUAG